AUGAAUGAAAAAAUAAUAUUACGUAGAAUUCAUUUGGGUAUGAAUAAAAAAAUAACAAAUAAUGAAUUGAAUAAAUUAAUGAAGAAAUUAAUAAUAGAAGAGAAAUAUUUAUCAGAAGGUUUAAUUUUAGAUAUAGAAAAUGGUUUUAUAAUAAUUAUUAAAUGUGAUCCUAUUUCUGGUUAUCUCACACAUGAUACUAUUAUAUAUCUUGAAUCUACUAUACAACCAUUACAACGUAUACAUUUCUUAUUCAAUCAUACUAAUAUUUUCCAACAAUUCAUUCAUAAUAAUAAAAAUAAUAUUAAUAAAAAUAAUAUUAAGAAAGAACAAAUGGAUGAAGAAAGUGUGGAUGAAGAAAGUAUGGAAGAAGUGGAUAAAAUAAUAAAUAGAAAUUAUUAUUAUGGACCAUUUUAUAUUACAUCACUUAAAAAUAAUAUUAAUACAUUAAUUAAUCCAAUUAUUAAUCCCUCCAUAACGGUGCUUGGUCCAGCGGCUACAGUUGUACCUGGUACUAGUAAUACUAAUAAUACUACUAAGUAUACUACUGGACCAAGCACCGUAACUAAGGGAAAGGGAGCUAAUGACACUUUUAGUACCAUGGGAAAGGGAGCUAAUUCUACCCUUAUGGAGUGUACUAGUGAGAAAAAUAUUAAUGAAAAUGCUGUUGUAACUAAAACUGGGGAGUCGGGUACUUUUUUGGAUAGUAAGGAUACUACUGGUAAUAAGGAUAUUACUAAGGUCAGUGAGGAUACUACCGUUGGACCAAGCACCGUAACGGAAGAAAAAAUAACGGAAGAAAUAUAUUUUUAUGAAUAUGAUGAAAAUGGUAAUGAAAUAAUAAUAGAAUGUAAUGGAAAAGGUUAUAAAUUUUUUGAAAAAUUAUUUAAUUUAUAUUUAAAAGAAUUAUUAGAAAUUCCAAGAAUUUUCUAUUAUGGUAAUAAACAUAUUAUUGGUCAUUUCAAUUUCAUUAUUUCUUCCAUUAUACCUUUCAAUAAACCUGGUUAUAUUAAUCCAUCUACUGAAAUAUAUUUUGGUAUGGAUCCUUAUGAAUAUUUUGAUGAAGUAAUAGUGAAUCCAUUAAUAGAUACGAUACCAAAGAAUUAUAAUUAUGAUUUAUUGAAAGAUGUGAAAUCAUAUUUCUCAUUAAAUCCUUUUAAAAUCUUUAGAUUAGGUGAUGUCUUUACCUUUUCUGGUGUACAAUUUAGAAUUACACAUGUCUCCAAAAAUAAUACAAUACUACCCAAUUGCCCCAAAUAUGCCAGAAUUAAUCAUCUCACAAAUAUUAUUAUUGGAGAAAUGGUGAAACCAAAAGUAAUGGAUUUAUUACCGAUAGAACAAGUGAAUAUAUUAAGAUUUAGUGCACCAUGUUAUAGAGAAAAAUUACUCUCACAAUUUGCUGAUAAUCUUGAUCCUAUUUCACUUGAUCGUAUUCAAAAUACUAUUAACACUAGUAACAAUAGUAUUAAUAGUAUUAACAGUAUUAACAGUAGUAUUAAUAGUAUUAACAGUAGUAGGAGUAUCAACAGUAUGGAUAGUAUUAGGACUACCACCAGUAGUAUUAGGAGUAAUGUUAAUAUUGAUGGUGGUAGUGUUAGUAGUAAUAUUAAUACUUCCGUUACGGUGUCAGGUACAACAGAAAGUACUACUGAUAGUACAGUUUUACCUGGUACUAAGGAUACUAAGGGUACUAGUAGUAUAGGUACUGUUGGUAAGGGAGCUGAUGCCGUAGGACCAAGCACCGUAACGGACGUAACGGAAGAUAAAUUAUGUAGUGUAUGUUAUGAAAUAAUGUUAAAAAAUGAAAAUAUAAUAAGUUUAAGAUGUGGACAUAUAUUUCAUGAAGAAUGUGUCAACCGUUGGUUAAUUGAUAAAAAUUCUUGUCCAUAUUGUAGAACAUUAAUUAUUAAUUCCAAUCAUCCCAAUGAUUUAAGUAAUUCCAAUGAUUUAAGUAAUUCCAAUGAUUCUAAUGAUACAAGUAAUUCAAAUGAUUCCAAUGAUUUAAAUAAUUCCAAUGAUUCAAGUAAUUCCAGUCAUAUUACUAAUAUUACUAUUGAUCGUUUAUAUUAUACUAUUACACGACGGAUUAUACAUCAUAGUAUUAAUAAUACUGAUGAUGAUAGUACACAGGAUACUAAUAGUACUCAGGAUAGUAUAGAUACUGAUACUGAUACUACAGAGGAUACUACAGAGGAUAUAGAUACUACUACUACUACUACUACUACUGAUACAGAGAAUAAUAGUAUAUUGGAAAUAUUAAAGAAUUUAUCAAAAUUAGUAUUAAAAAGUGAUUUUAAAUUAGAACAAUCAAGAAUCUUUAACGCUUGUCAACAAUAUUUAAUAUUUCUCAACAACAAUAGAUUAAAUAAUAUACAAUAA
Messenger RNA from Theileria annulata, 2376 nucleotides. RefSeq lists its product as uncharacterized. Gene Ontology annotation, molecular function: ubiquitin protein ligase activity. The record is from RefSeq and is a predicted model, not a curated record. NCBI's taxonomy places the organism in Eukaryota, Apicomplexa, Aconoidasida, Piroplasmida, Theileriidae. Bases 1 to 2376 code for a protein of 791 amino acids. The transcript has 3 exons. Gene Ontology annotation, biological process: ubiquitin-dependent protein catabolic process.